CUCAGUGGGUUUGUUUUGUUGCUGAUCGAGAGAGGUGGCCUCUGAGUUCUCACAACCAUAAUCCCUUGUUACUUCGGUGUAUUUAGAUUGAUCAGCUCUUGACGAGCGUUCAGUACUCCAAAAGUCUUUGAGGAAGUCAACAGGAGACACUGUGCCGUCGUGAGGACAUAAGAGUGGGUCGUCAGUUAGUAUUUGUGAUCCGGACAUGCAACUUUCACAGUAAUAGUUGAUGCUUGUACUGGUGUUUUGGUUGUCCUUGGCUGUGCUUGCUGAGCCAAUUCCUACCAGCACUCACUGAGGCUCUGCUAUCCCUUUGUUUUCAAAGCAAAACCGACCUUUUGACGGUAUUUACAGCAGUACAAAGUUCUAAAAAGCUAAAGGUGAGAACUGCGUCAGUGAUUGAGAACCAAACGAGUGAAUCUUAUUGACAUUGUUAAAACUAGGAAGAUUAUUUGACUUAACUGGAGAGGAACUUGUCUGACAGAUGGCAAUGUUGGCAAGAUUUGAGGUUGUCUGCCUCAGUGCCCAACAGGAGAGAGUAGUCCACCUAACAUCUACUGUGCAGAUCAGAUUUCAGUAACAUACCCCAAGGUUGAGUGCUGCCAAGGCAACGAAAGUGUCUUCCAAUGUGUCCAUCAGCAACAGCAGUUCGAGUGAUGAGAUGAGCAUGAUGUCAGAUGGAGGGGGGGGGCAAGGUGGAGGAGGCGAGUCCAGCAAGCCAUAUGAUUACUUGUUAAAGUUUCUGUUGGUGGGCGAUAGCGAUGUUGGCAAGCAUGAGAUCCUUCAGCCCCUUGAGGAUGGCUCCUCCGAGUCCCCCUUCUGUGUUGGCAGUGGCCACAAGACGACCACAAUCCUGCUGGACGGGAAGAGGGUCAAACUUCAACUGUGGGACACUUCUGGCCAGGGACGGUUCUGUACCAUCAUCAGAUCCUAUUCAAGAGGUGCUCAGGGAAUUCUACUUGUGUAUGAUAUUACCAAUAAGUGGUCCUUUGAGGGAUUGGACCGCUGGAUGAAGGAGAUUCAAGAGCAUGCUCCUGGUGUUCCUAAGGUUCUAAUAGGUAAUCGACUUCAUUUGGCCUUCAAGAGACAGGUGAGCCAGAGUCAGGCAGAACAGUAUGCUGCCAAGAACCAUGUUAACCUGUUUGAAGUUAGUCCUCUUUGUGAUUUUAACAUUGUGGAAAGCUUCACCGAACUGUCAAGAUUGGCACUAAAACGCAAUGGCAUGGAGCGACUAUGGAGAGCAAAUAAAGCACUCGCCAUCUCUCGACCUCCGUUGUUGUCACUGCUCAAGAGAGCUGGUGAUUACCAUUGGAUAUGUCUUCAAUCAAUCAGUCAAGGGGGUUGGCGACCACAGUCCUCCACUCUAAAUGUUCUCGGGCUGUCUUCAGCACUUAGUAAAUAAUAUUGUAGCAUAUUUAUCAAUUCUUAAUAAAUAUUAUUGUAGUGUAUAAUGUGUCUCCAUUAGCCCUGGUUUAUUCACUGAUCAGUUGUUUAAGUGCAAAAGUAGCAUAAUUGAGCCACCAAGUCUCACUCAACAGGUAAUAAAUAAUGAUGUUAUGAACAUAUCUCCAUAUUUAAUACUAUACAGUGUACUAUAAUGACCCCAUUGUAAGAUGAUGUGCUGAAACUUUUCUCUCCAGGAACACAUCCUGAGCUUUCCUGGGGUAUUACUGUACACGUUGGAACUCAUAUGCCCCUAAUCACAUUAAUUCCUGUUGGGGGAAAAUUCCUCAUAAUAAAACAUUUCACUAUGAGUCGCAUUUUCUGGAACACAUCCUCGAUGUACUGUAUAUUGAAGACCUCCUGUACUGACAUGAAGAAAUAUAAAAACAGUAUUAAGCAUCUUCAGUAAAAACAAUAGCAAUAAUUUAAAAAAUUAAUGUUUAAAUAAAACAUGUACAGUAUUAUGCAAUAAAAAAUAUGGAUUUAUAAAAGUUGUCAAGCAAAUUUGAUGUUAUGCUGGUUCAAUAAAAACCCUGAUCUUUGACCUUGGGCUAUGAGACUGCCCUUAUCCAUAUGUGUAUUGGCCACACUCACCUCACACACACACAGUUUCCUUGUGGCCAGAGGACCACAGUCCUAUUGUGAUGGCUGGCUGGUGCCACUAACUGUGAGACACUUGCUGGUAGUGCCCCAAUCAUGUGGACUUGAGGAGUCGUUUCCUGGCCGAGUGCCGGCAGGGGUAUGGAUCCUUUUCCAUCUGAAGGUGGACUUUUGACAUCCGUAACCGCAGUAGGCAUACUGAGCCACUUGUGAUUUGUAAAGUAGCAUUUUAUUUUAUUUAUAUCCUAGUUUUAACUUAUGAUUUUCAAUUUUGGCUUCAAAUAGCCACAGACUGCGGUGCCAGAUAUUUUACCAAAUCAAUGACUCAACUUUGACCUUGGGUUAAGAUACCAUAAUUAUUGUAAAUAAGAGUCUUUUUGAUGACUAUGACUUGUUUUAGCAAGCAGUAUUUGUUGUUUAUGAUACCUGAACAGCUCUUUAUUUUUAUUAAUUUAUGGCUAUUUGCAGUUGACCAUUGACUAGUUUGGUUUCCUCAAUAUUCAAAUUUAGCAUACCAAAACUAUGAGAGAUAAGCUGAAAUAUUACUACUACUAAAAAAUGCAUUUAACCUUUUAACAAGAGCCACAUUUAGAAAAUCAAUGUACAGUAGUCUGCAACACAAUAGCAUAUUACUGUUUCCAUUAGCACAUAGGAAAUUGUAGAAUUUUAUAUUUUGGAUGAACAUUUAUUAUUAAUAUUCAAGUUAUGCAUUCAAACACGCCCAUGUGUUUUAGAUAAAAAUAAUUAAUAAACAAAAACUCGCAAUAUACAGUACUGUACUGUCCACGUUAUUUCUUUACAUUUUGAGUAGUUUCUCUGUGUCUGAUAUGCCUCAAAACAUGGGUCCAUACACAAAGGGACAUCACAUUGGCAACAUUUACGUGGCAGUCUUUGUUGUUUUUGAGGGGAGCUUGAUAUAUGAGCACACAUUGACAUCUUCAUAAGUUGAGGGGUUCCACAAAUUGUUCAACUAAUUGUAAUGGUUGUACACCUACUGGUGUGAUAUGAUGAUGUCUACCCAAAUAUUUCCUGUCGGUGAGCUGGUGGUUCGCUUUCUUAGUAAAGUCAAUCAGUGAAAGCUUAUGACCUGUCUUUACCUGGUGUAAGUAAUAAGACUAAAAAAAUAUUCUUAUUAACAUGUCACUUUUGUCAACAAGUCUCAUUUCCUUGCUCUACUCAAGUACAGUACAGGUAUUGGAUUUUCUCACUAAUUCACCUCGACUAUCUCUUUUGUCAGUCACUCAGCUAACCAAUAACUGUCUUUCAAAUCAUUUUCAUCUCUCCUUUGCCUUGUUGGAUGUAGUUCUUUGUGGUCUUGAUAUACAUGUUGCUCUGAUGCUUUGUGAUGUACCAUGGUAUAAUCUUCCAAAGCAGUGCGUAAUUUACUCUGUAUUUUUAUUCUGGACCAUUAGCAUCAUUACACACACACAACAUUCAUAUACAGUACAGUAUAUAUUUCAUCUCUAGUUGUUUUACUCUGUCAGUUGUCAAGUGGACUUUCAGACUGAGAGGAAGGGCUUAUGGAAAAUCGUCUUGUAACAAUAACAUAUAUUACACUAUUUACAUUCAAAGAGCAAGUUUUCAUGUCUAAAUAUCUCCAAUUACUUCACGCACAACUCGGCGGCUAUCUUGUACCCCACGUCGGCAUGUGUAUACCAGGCUUGGAGUUCCUGGUUCUCCAUGCUGUCUGGUUCAGUCCGUGGCUGACGCUGCUCUGCCGUGACCACCACCACCACCACACAAAUAUGGCUCGGUUGCCAACUAUUCUUAAUACAAUACAUUAAAAGUUUUACACCUUAUACCAUUUAAAACAAUAUGGCUCUUACUUAAUGUUUGAAUAACCAAAACUAAAUAACAGUGAUACAAAAAAAACAUAUAUAUCAAAACAUUAGAAAACUUAUAUAAGCAUACAGGCCGUGAACCACCAUCAUUGACAUUGGUCGUUCUUGGGUAUAACCUAAGUAGCCAAUCAUAGACAGCGGUGUGGGCCGACAUGUGACAUACUCCACUUUGCCAGUCUACUAUAUGAAGAAAAUGUUGAUGGUACUGUUUCCUUUGGAAAAUCACACUGCUCAUUGGUUCUGGAUACACAAGUUCACUAGACCAUAAUAAAAAAUUAAAUAAAAUUAUCAAACUUUUCUGAUUCUUCUGUAAUGGAACAAGCAGUUGUCAAGCCAGAUUGCAUACUGUUGAACCCAAAUUGUGUGGUCCACUUCCACUCCCCACACUCCCUCCUCUGUUUCUAUGACAUUUCAGGUUCAUCUCCAUUACUCCUGCCUUCAUCUUCAGGUUCACUCUCUUCUUUAACUGCUCUCUCUUCAUUAGGCCAGUCAUCAUCACUAGUGAUGUCACUAAGUACAUCUGAAUUGAUACUGUCCAAUAAAUUGGCUUGAUCAGGAUUGUUAUUGUAUAUAGUAGGUCAUUCUGCCAUCUUGAGGGGUAUUAUCCCAUAGUAAAAGAAUAUAACUGACCACACUAUGUCAACAAAUAGUAGAUUAUCAGUUGAACACUUACCACAGAUAUUUCAAUGAAACAUUUCGUUCAGGAAUUUUGAAUGCAAGAAACCCUUUGUGUUUCAGCCACAGGGAAAGGGUUACGUUUCAUGAACUGAUUCAACUUUGUUCAAAUCAUAUUCCAUUUCUGGCUUUAAUCUGGAGCCAAAGAGAGGGAGAGGUUGAAGUGUUGUGCCCUUGGCCUCUGCUCUUUAAGUUACUGAUUGGGACUUCUAGGGACCCUUUCUCAUAGUUUGAACCAUCUUGAAGUAGAGUGGCUAACUAUAGCUCUUCAGCACUUAAUUUUAAUGGCCAGUGUUCAGUCACAGGACACACCAAAUCGUCAUCAUAAUAACUAUGGUUAACAAUGCUGGAUAUAAAUAUAAUGUUUAUACUCAUGAAAGUUAAGGGGACUUAAGACUAGUGUUGUUAGGACUCAGAACCUCGGGUUUCAUAAAAUAGAAGAUAUUUAGUCAGGUCAACCUGGUUGCAUUCAUUGGAGGUAAGAUUUUUAAACAACUGCAUGGUCUUAAGUUUGUUCCUUUGUCUUACUGUAGAAAUGGCUUUAGAUCAGUAUAAUAAAAUUAGGACGAAAUUGAGCAUAGCACUUGAUUCAAUAUACAGUAUUAGUGAAAUUUGUCAUCUUUUCUUUCUCUUGAAAUUUGAUGUGCUUCUGUGAGGUUUUGGUUAUAGGACAGAGCCUUACUGAACAUUAUUUAUGCUAUUUCAGGAUUUUUUCAUAUACCAUAUUCCAUGUUCUUUUUGCUCACACCCCUCUU
Homarus americanus (American lobster) is the source of this 5314-nucleotide messenger RNA. RefSeq names its product ras-related protein Rab-40C-like (gene Rab40). The record is from RefSeq and is a predicted model, not a curated record. Bases 662 to 1402 code for a protein of 246 amino acids. Gene Ontology annotation, molecular function: GTP binding; GTPase activity. The transcript has 4 exons. NCBI's taxonomy places the organism in Eukaryota, Metazoa, Arthropoda, Malacostraca, Decapoda, Nephropidae. Gene Ontology annotation, cellular component: plasma membrane; endosome; synaptic vesicle. Gene Ontology annotation, biological process: protein localization to plasma membrane; intracellular signal transduction.